Messenger RNA from Loxodonta africana (African savanna elephant), 976 nucleotides. RefSeq names its product olfactory receptor 7A17-like. Gene Ontology annotation, molecular function: olfactory receptor activity; G protein-coupled receptor activity. The record is from RefSeq and is a predicted model, not a curated record. The coding region runs from base 47 to 976 and encodes 309 amino acids. Gene Ontology annotation, biological process: G protein-coupled receptor signaling pathway. The transcript has a single exon. Gene Ontology annotation, cellular component: plasma membrane. NCBI's taxonomy places the organism in Eukaryota, Metazoa, Chordata, Mammalia, Proboscidea, Elephantidae.
GCUAAAUUACAUUGCUCUUGUCUCUUUUCCUGCAAGUUCAUCAGUUAUGGAAACAGGAAACCAAACAAGUGUUUCAGAAUUUAUCCUCCUGGGACUUUCAGAAGAGGCAGAAUUUCAGCCCCUCCUUUUUGGGAUUUUCCUAUUCAUGUACCUGGUUAUGUUCAUUGGGAAUCUUCUCAUUAUCCUGGCCAUUAUCAGUGACUCCCACCUUCAUACACCCAUGUACUUCUUCCUUUCCAAUCUCUCUUUUGCAGACAUCUGUUUCACCUCCACUACUGUGCCAAAAAUGCUGCUGAAUAUCAAGAUGCAAAGCAAAGUCAUAACCUAUGAAGGCUGCCUCAGCCAGAUGUAUUUUUACAUGGUUUUUGGACAAUUAGACAACUUUCUCUUGACAAUGAUGGCCUAUGACCGAUUUGUGGCCAUCUGUCACCCACUGCUCUACAUGGUCAUUAUGAACUCCAAGUUCUGUGGGUUUUUGCUUUUGGUAUCCUGGCUAUUGAGUAUUCUAGACUCUCUAAUUCAUGACUUACUAAUUUUACAAUUGUCCUUUUGUGAAGAGUUAAAAAUUCCCCACUUUUUCUGUGAACUUAAUCAGGUAAUCCAACUUGCUUGUUCUAACAUCUUUCUCAAUGAACUAGUAUUGUAUUUUGCAAAUGGACUUCUGGGUGUUAUUCCACUCAUUGGUAUCAUUUUAUCUUACUCCAAGAUUGUAUCCUCCAUUUUGAAAAUUUCAUCUGCUAGGGGCAAAUAUAAAGCCUUUUCCACCUGUGGGUCCCACCUCUCAGUAGUUUUCUUCUUCUAUGGUACAUUUCUUGGGGUGUAUUUUAGUUCUGCUGCUAUGCAAAAUUCCAGGAAAACUGCAAUAGCCUCAGUGAUGUACACUGUGGUCACACCCAUGCUGAACCCAUUUAUCUACAGUCUUAGAAACAAAGACAUAAAGCAGGCCCUAAAAAAACUCUUCAGAGCAGCCAUCUAA